This is a messenger RNA of Scomber japonicus (chub mackerel), 2456 nucleotides long. RefSeq names its product aldehyde dehydrogenase 9 family, member A1b (gene aldh9a1b). The record is from RefSeq and is a predicted model, not a curated record. Gene Ontology annotation, molecular function: 4-trimethylammoniobutyraldehyde dehydrogenase (NAD+) activity; aminobutyraldehyde dehydrogenase (NAD+) activity. Bases 169 to 1725 code for a protein of 518 amino acids. NCBI's taxonomy places the organism in Eukaryota, Metazoa, Chordata, Actinopteri, Scombriformes, Scombridae. The transcript has 12 exons.
AUGAUUUGCCCCGCCUGCCGUUUGAGCCUCCGCGUGAAUGUAGGUCAACGUUAACGAAAUACUAUGUUUACAGUUAUUUAGAUUCAUAAUCCUUAACACCACAUUGUUAUUGUGACGAAAUCUGGAGUUAUUGGCUAAACUUGGAGCAGCAGAGCCAAGUUGUUAAGUAUGUUCCAGAGGCUAGCUGUGCUCCUGCGGCGGCCCGCUGCUGCUCCCCUUGCAGCGGCGGCGGUACGAUGCGUGUCCACGGGCUCAAUGCACAUCACGGCCCCGCUGAACUUCUGGGCUGGGAAGAGAAGGACGGGCGAAGGAAAAAGUAACAUGGAAAAUGUAUUCGAACCUGCAACAGGCCGUGUCUUGUGUAAUUUAGAGACAUGUGGUGCUGCUGAUGUCGAUCAGGCUGUGAAGGCUGCCAUGUCAGCCUUUGGCCACUGGAGUAAGAUGUCUGGAAUGGAGAGAGGCAGGGUCAUGAUAGAAGCUGCUCAUAUCAUUGAGAACAGGAGAGAGGAGAUUGCUGAAAUGGAGGUGGUCAAUAAUGGAAAGUGCAUCACAGAGGCCCGUCUGGAUGUGGACUCUGCCAGACUGUGUAUAGAGUACUAUGCAGGGCUGGCCAGCACUUUGGCAGGCCAGCAUAUCCAGUUGCCGGGAGGAUCCUUUGCCUACACACGUAGGGAGCCUUUGGGAGUCUGUGUUGGCAUCGGUGCCUGGAAUUAUCCUUUCCAAAUAGCUGCCUGGAAAUCAGCUCCAGCCCUGGCCUGUGGCAACUCCAUGGUGUUCAAACCCUCACCGGUGACGCCUGUAACAGCGGUCCUGCUGGCAGAGAUCUAUGCUCAGGCCGGAGCUCCAGAAGGGCUGUUCAACGUGGUGCAGGGCGGCCAGGAGACGGGCAGCUUACUCUGCCACCACCCUGAUGUUGCUAAGGUGUCUUUCACUGGGAGUGUCCCAACAGGCAAGAAGAUUAUGGAGAUGGCAUCCAAAGGGGUGAAGCCUGUAACUCUGGAGCUUGGGGGGAAAUCUCCUCUCCUCAUCUUUCAGGAUAGUGAUCUGGAGAACGCUGUGAAGGGAGCUCUCAUGGCCAAUUUCCUUUCUCAAGGCCAGGUCUGUAGCAAUGGUACAAGGGUCUUUGUUCAGAAGGAUAUUCUUCCUGAAUUUGUCGAUGGGGUGGUGAAGAGGACCCAGGCCAUUAAGAUUGGAGACCCGCUGUUGGAGAGCACCAGAAUGGGAGCACUGGUCAGCCGGCCACAUCUAGACAAAGUCCUAUCCUUUGUGGAGCAGGCAAAGAAGGAGGGAGCUACAGUGUUGUGUGGAGGUGAAGCUUUUGUCCCGUCUGACCCCAAACUAAGAGAUGGAUACUAUAUGACCCCAUGUGUUUUGGCCAACUGUACAGACGACAUGACCUGCGUGAAGGAGGAGAUCUUCGGUCCUGUCAUGUCUGUGUUGUCUUUUGAAACAGAAGAGGAGGUGCUACAGAGAGCCAAUGACACCACCAUGGGACUAGCUGCAGGAAUUUUCACCAGGGAUGUGAGGCGAGCCCAUCGUGUGGUUGAACACCUCAAAGCUGGUUCCUGUUUCAUCAACAACUACAACAUCACCCCUGUGGAGGUGCCAUUUGGAGGAUUCAAAAUGUCAGGCAUAGGGCGAGAGAACGGCCAGGUGACCAUUGAACACUACUCCCAGCUGAAGACGGUGUUUGUGGAGAUGGGAGAUGUGGACAGCCUCUUCUAGGAAACACAGAUUUAGAGGAAGGUGGAGCUCCAACACUGAUCCAGUGACUGAAACGGAUUAUCUGGACCAGGACAAUAUUUGCAUCACUCAGGGAACGUCCAUCAAACGUUUGUGAUCAGAGUGAUCAGAAGUAGCGGUAAGUCUUUAUCAGAGGAGUUGAAGGAGUCCGUCCUCAAAAUGAGCCAUGACAGAUUUCUGUACUUUGUGAAUCUGAGGCAAAUGGAUAUUUUGGGAAUUAAGCAGAAUAAUGAAAUGUAACAUUUGAACUAAUGACAAACAUCAUUUCCUGUGCCAAAUAGACAUUAUUACUUUUUUUUUUAGUUUUUGAACCUUGAUUAAUUUCAGCUGCUGCAACAAGCUUGUGAGUCAUAUAAUGUGUUAAAUGAUUUGCACUACCUUCCUGCUUUUGUUUUUUUAUUCUGUGUGCAGAAAAAUACAUUUUUUACAGUUGUACAAAAAAAAUCAAAAAUGUUUACAAGUUAAGCUUUAUUUCAUGAACAGUACACAUCAAUAUAUUUUUAUAAACAAUUAAUAAAUAAUGAAGCACUUUUUAACCGAUUUCAUUAAUAAUCUAGAUUAUACACAUAAACUUUUCAUAUAAUGUUUAAAUUAGAACUGUGGCAACAACAUCCUGCCUACUGAGUAAUUAGUUAUUUAGGUACCGAAACUGUACACAUGUAUUGUUCAAGUAAAUUGUAACAUAACAUAAAACAAUGUUUCAAUAAAAUUAA